Messenger RNA from Menidia menidia (Atlantic silverside), 3808 nucleotides. Lineage: Eukaryota; Metazoa; Chordata; Actinopteri; Atheriniformes; Atherinopsidae. The record is from the annotation of a GenBank genome assembly.
ACAUUUGCAGCGGCGAAACGUCCGAGCUGUCAUAACAAGCGUCAGUCUGCCUGUUUCGCUGUUUCAGCCCACAGCCAUGCCAUCAAAAUGAUGCCCUAACCCGCGGACAAUCCUCAGUAAUUACCUUUAGGGGUUAAGCUUUACAGUCUUGAACGGGGAUUACGAUGUUUUAAACGGGGCUCGCUGACUGAAGAGCGGAUUAUAAUUUCCUGCCCGAAUUGAGUGUUAGUUGGUUUAUUAGCGUGUUUGUUUCCUUCAUCGUUGACUGGCCACACAAGACAACAAGUUAUGUCUCGUAGGAGUUCUCGCCUGCUGUCGGGUGGCUACUACAACUCAGAUGAGGAAUCUGACUCAAGUAGCGUGACAACCAUAUCCUACCGAGAGAACGCUGUCAAGGUUUUCAAGAAGAAGGCAGGCAACCGCAAGGCCGCCUCCCGGACCUCCAGUCGAGCCAACAGCAAUGCCAGUUCACCAGACACGCCAGUUACUCCAGGUCCGAGUCUGUCUCCUCUGAGCAGCCCGGUCCAGCCCGCCAUGAGGACCGCACCGUACGUGCCCGCCGUGGCCACGCCUCGACCAGCCCUGACGGCUCCGUCGUCCCGGAGUCAGACACCCACGCCGUGCCCAUCAUCCGUGACCUCGGAGAGGAACGCUCACGCCGGGCUGGGCAGCUCCAGCGCGGCAGGCCUGCACCUCAGGCCCGGCCACAAGGAGCCCACCCAGAGCGGCGUGGAGAGCUCGGGGUACUCCUCGUCCGAGGGCACCUGCAGGAGGCCUCCGCCCACAGCCGGCAGCACCUGCAGGGCCAGCUGUAAAAGUGGGGCUCCCAGCACUGGAUACAAAAGCCGAAUCAGCAGUGCCUUCUUUGGACUCAUUGACUCAGCCUCUCUGGUGGCAGCUGUGGCGCAGUCAAAAGUGCGUCACAUGACAGCUUUAGCAGCUAAUACCUCACUCAGCAGGCGAAUGAAGAAGACCUGUGGUCUAGUUCUCCUCUUCCUCAUCAUACUUCUAUGUAUUUGGUUGCUCCUUCCUUUGUUCACCUCCUUCGUCUCCCACAUGACUGUCACAAAGACCCCAUCACAGACUAAAGCCAAGAGUCAGCCUGUUCUCCCUGCCACUCUUCCUCCUCAGGGCACCACCCCACCCGCACCUGUGGUGGAUCCAGCUGUUGUCUCUGCAGCUGUUGAAGCAAAAAUGCAGCGUUUUCUGGUGGAGCUUCAACUGAAGAACGAAAAGCUUCUCUCGCAGAUGAAGGAGAGCCAGCAGCUGGACAUGCAGGUUAUGAAAGCCAAGCUGGAGGCAGUGGAUUCAGACGUCCGGCGUCAUGUGGAGCAGGAGGUUGCUGGGCUGGUCAGGCAGGUGGCAGAUUACCAGACGGACAGCCGCUCUGCUGCUGCCAGCCUCAGCCUCCAGAUCAACACGUUGGAGACCCAGAAUGCCAAGCUUUCGCAGGAGUUGUCCUCCAUUCAGCUAAUGCCUCCUCCAACUCCUUGUCCUGACGCCAGCACAGCCCCAGCCCAGAACCAACUCACCCCAGAGCUCCAACAGGCCAUGGAGAAGUGGCUCUCUGACCGCAUCAAGGAACAGGACGCUAUCAGGCUCAGGGACAAAGGAAGCUGUGCAGAGUGUGUUCGUCCCAUGGCAGACAAAAUGGCCGACUUUGCCCUGGAAACUCAAGGUGCUAGCGUGAUCAGUACCAGGUGCUCGGAGACAUAUCGCAUUCGCUCAGCAUGUGUGACCCUCUUUGGUUUCCCUCUCUGGUAUCCAUCUGAAAGCCCACGCACUGUUAUUCAGGGAUACCCAGUGCUGCUUCCAGGGAAGUGUUGGGCCUUCCAUGGGGUCCAGGGUACUCUUGUCAUCUCUCUGUCACACCCUAUCAGUAUAAGUCAUGUGACACUGGACCACCUGCCACGCUACAACUCCCCAACAGGCCGCAUCGACUCUGCGCCCAAAGACUUUGAAGUCUACGGAAUGAAGAAUGACACAGAAGAAGGAACACUGCUUGGGACGUUCACUUACGAUGAGAAUGGAGAGUCAACACAGACAUUUAAGCUCCCUAACCCGAGUGAGGCGGUUUAUCGGUUUGUGGAGCUGCGAGUUCUCAGUAACUGGGGUCACAUCGAAUACACCUGUCUGUACCGCUUUCGUGUUCAUGGAACGAUCGACUCCACAUGAGGCACUUAAAAAUUAGCAAAGAGAAUUAGACUUUACUUUUGGUCCGAUGUGUUCAAGAACAAAUGCUACUGAAAAAUUAAGUAUUGACGGAAACUAUUCCGAGGUGACAACCAUGUCUGUCAGCUGGUUUUGAUUUUUUUUUUAGUACAGGAAGACAUUAAACAAUAUAGAUCUCAAAAACUGUCUUAUGCAGUGCACCUUUGGCUUAGAAUAUUUCAAGAAUAGAUGUACAAUGAAUGUCUAAAAAGCCAAAAAACAUGUGGGAGUUUGAGGUUCUGGUAACUUUAUGCUUUCAAUACUACGAGUGUGCCAUUAGAUAUUUUCAAAUUUCAGUCAUUAUUAAUUUAACUGUAUUUAUGAAGAUUUUCCUGCUUCAUAGUGCUACAGCGCACAAUCUUUUGUAGAAAACUGCCUUCCCAGUGGUACUUUAACACUGAUCCUUAUUUAUGAAGGAGGUUCUGGGGUUUACAACAGCAGCUGGUCAAUCAUUACAGUAUCUCUCAGGGCUUCCUACUACUUAUGAGAAAGUUUUGGGGUCAAAUAUUUUAAGUAAAGAAAUAAUUUGAACUUAAUUUGUUCUAUUAUUUUUUGAACACCUCAGAAAUUUUUGUUUGGUUUAGUUUGCUAAAUGAAUUAUGAAUGUCUUUUCAAUAGAGCAGCCUUUUGUUGUUAUGAUUUUUGUGAAUGAUCAGUAUUGUUUUUCAGUUUUAGUAAUAAGAAAGGUAAAAAAAAAAGGAUAUUUUGUUUUCUUUCUAAGAGAGCUUCAGCACAUCACUCGUGUUUUUAUUUUCAGUCCUUGAAUACUUGAAAACUUUUUACGUUCUCUUAACUUAGACGUCAUACUGAACACAUUUUUUGUACCUGGUUUUUCACUUUGUAUUAGCUGCUUAGCCAAGAAGAAAAAAUUAUACAUAAGUAUUUCUAACAGAUUUUAUUUGAAGGAUCAGAAUAACAACAGUUGGUACAUUUUGAAAUUUUACACAUGAUUAACUAUUUAUGCAACGUGUGUGGACACAGUGAUAUAUUUUUUUUUCAAUUUCCUGUUUACUUUCACUGGUCCAGCUAGAACUUGUUAAAUAUCUGUUAGACACAGAUUGAGCUGAGUUAAUUACAGCCAACAUAGUUUUUGAUUCAGUGUUUGUUCUGUUUGGUCUAAAUAAUUGUCAUGAAAUGAGGAUAUUUACAGUUAGGAAAAAAUAUACAACAUAUCAUAAACAUGCAUUUUCUGAAAAUAUUAUUAUACAACUGAAAGUAUUUUUUGGAAAGUGUUUCAAUAUUUGUUUGAUGCUUUAGGUGUAUAUGAGUGAGGUUAUGAUUAUGUCACCAUAACAUUUGUGCUUUUAUCUUAAAUCUGUUUUCUCCAUUUAAACUGGAAAAAAGACUAAUAUAUUUAAGUUAAAGAUUUUUGGACUGAAAACAUUUGUUUUCAUAGGUAAAAUGUUGUAAAACAACUCUUUUUGCUUCUGCUUUGGCCCUUUUUUAUUUCAUUCAUGACCAUAUAAUUAAUAUUUUUUGGUUCAUUUUCUCCAUCAACGUAUUUUCAGGUUGAUACUAAAUGCCAAAAGAUGUGUAUGUAUCUUUUCAAUGAAAAUAUAGUCAUUGCUCUUUGAUAUGUUUAAUAAAACAUCAUAAC